Messenger RNA from Pieris macdunnoughi, 603 nucleotides. The record is from the annotation of a GenBank genome assembly. Lineage: Eukaryota; Metazoa; Arthropoda; Insecta; Lepidoptera; Pieridae.
AUGUCGAAUGUGGAAAACGUGUGCCCGCAGGUGCUGCGUGGCGUGGCGCGCGAAUUACGGCGCCUGGCUGCCAACCCACCUUCUGGCAUCAAGCUGCUGCUGCGUGACGACGACCUCACCGACGUUGUUGCACUCAUCGACGGACCCGCAGAGACACCUUACGCUGGCGGCGUAUUCAGGGUGCGGCUGGUCUUAGGCAGAGAGUUCCCUACAGUGCCUCCACGCGCGUACUUCCUCACGCGUGUCUUCCACCCUAACGUAUCAUCUGCUGGUGAGGUAUGUGUGAACACACUGAAGCGCGACUGGCGUCCUGAAUUAGGGCUCGAGCACGCACUACUCGCAGUCAAAUGCCUACUGAUCGCGCCCAACCCUGAUUCAGCGCUGAAUGCUGACGCGGCAGCGUUACUCCGCGAUAGGUACGACGAUUACUUCGCUCGAGCAAAGCUCUAUACCGACAUUCACGCGCGUCCAGACGCGGCCUCCGGCCUAGCGCAUGCCUCUGCGGCAAACGAACCUUCUGACGCUGCCCCCCGAGCGAAGCGUGAGCGCCGAGCCCAACCACCUCUCGCCAAAGACAAGAGACGCAUCCUCAAAAGAUUAUGA